AUGUCCAGGACCGGGUGCAAACCCCUCCGGGGCCAGACCCAGAACGUGCAGCACUUCAGCCUGGAGCGGGACACAUCAGGGAAGGUGCUGCUGGAGGACGGGAAGGGACGCUGCCCCUUCGACCCUGAGUACCGGUCCACGGCCGUCAUGGUCGAUGGUGAGCUCUAUGCUGGGACUGUCAGCAACUUCCAGGGCAACGAGCCGACCAUCUACCGCAGCCAGGAGAGCCGCAUCGCCCUCAAGACGGAGAACUCCCUCAACUGGCUGCAGGACCCGGUCUUCGUGGGCUCAGCCUACCUGCGGGAGAGCCUGCCUGCCGGCAACCCCGAGGGUGACGAUGACAAGGUCUACUUCUUCUUCAGCGAGACUGGCAAGGAGUUCGACUACUUCGAGAACACCAUCGUCUCCCGCAUCGCGCGGGUGUGCAAGGGGGACCAGGGCGGGGAGCGUGUGCUGCAGCGGCGGUGGACGACCUUCCUGAAGGCGCAGCUGCUCUGCUCGCACCCUGAGGACGGCUUCCCCUUCAACGUGCUGCAGGAUGUCUUUGUACUCACCCCAGGGGAGCUGCGCCGGAGGGGGGCGGUCUUCUCUGGGGGCUUCACCUCAACGGGGAACAAGGGCGGCCUGGGCAGCUCGGCUGUGUGCGCCUUCCCCAUGCACAGCGUGCAGCGAGCCUUCGGUGGGCUCUACAAGGAGGUGAACCGCGAGACGCAGCAGUGGUACACAGACACCGGCCCUGUGCCGGAGCCCCGGCCGGGCACGUGCAUCACCAGCCACACGCGGCACCUGAAGAUCAACUCGUCCCUCCAGAUGCCAGACCGGGUGCUGAACUUCAUCAAGGACCACUUCUUGAUGGACAGCCCUGUGCCCAGCCUGCCGCUGCUGCUGCAGAGCCGCCUACGCUACCAGCAGAUUGGUGUCCACCGUGCACAGGGCCUCCACGGCACUUACGACGUCCUCUUCCUGGGCACAGACGAUGGCAGGUUGCACAAAGCUGUGCGCGUGAACCACAGGGUGCACAUCAUCGAGGAGAUCCGCCUCUUCCCCACUGGCCAGCCCGUUCUCCAGCUGCUGCUGGACCAGGACCAGGGCCUGGUCUACGCAGCCACCUACACAGCGGUGGCUCAGGUCGAACCGGACCCCAGGCGCAGGCACCGCACCGGCCCCGGCAUGUGA
Molecule: messenger RNA, 1176 nt
Organism: Pygoscelis adeliae (Adelie penguin)
Lineage: Eukaryota; Metazoa; Chordata; Aves; Sphenisciformes; Spheniscidae
Gene: SEMA4B
Product: sema domain, immunoglobulin domain (Ig), transmembrane domain (TM) and short cytoplasmic domain, (semaphorin) 4B
Exons: 10
Coding region: 1-1176 (391 amino acids)
Biological process (GO): neural crest cell migration; negative chemotaxis; negative regulation of axon extension involved in axon guidance
Molecular function (GO): semaphorin receptor binding; chemorepellent activity
Source: RefSeq, a predicted model, not a curated record